GUACGGCACACACCCUGCAAGAAUAUCAACACGCAACAAAAUAUCACCGCCUCGGCAGUUCUUUUGCCUCCCCGCAUAUUCCUGUGAAAAUUUAUCCCAACCCAUGAUUUCCGCUCGAUAACUGAAGUAAAACCCCUACCAUUCUCUGAUUGUCGUAAGGAAAAAAAAAUUAAGCACUAAGGUUUUCAUGCAGGCACAUUGUCAACUUCAUUUUAUUAGCUUAAGGGACUGGAAUAGGGCUGCUACCUUCUCCUCUGAACGAAUUGAAAUUCCAGAAGAGCGAGUAUUGUCAUUGGAGUAUUAGUUGAAAUAUGGCACAUGAUACACGAUCUAGUCGGAAAAUCAAGGAUGAUGAGAAUAACAAUUCAAACGGGGGGCAAAUUAGUAGUAAAGGAUUAAGUACUUCAGGUUCUGGAGCAUCAGAUACAUCUGGCUUAAGGAGGUCUUCCAGAGAAACAUCAUUGAAGAAAAACAUAACUCUGAGCCCUUCUAGUACUAGGAAGUCUGAAAGACUUGAGAAAAAAAUGCCUGAAACUCCUCUAUUCAAGAGGAAAUCUGAGAGAUUUGAGAAGAAGUUGACUCCAAGUCCUUUGAGGAGAUCGGAUAGAGCCAAGAAUCACUCAUCAACUUCUUCUGGGUCUAAAAGAUCUGAUAAAAGCUCAGGUUCAUCAUUGGCGAAGCGGAAAACGGAAAAGAAAGAGAAGAGUGUGAAAGAAUUGACAUUGGGUACUAGAGAAGUUAGCAAAAGUGAGAAACAGAAUGUAGGACCUUGUCAUGGAAAAAAUAAGAUAAGAAAUGCUCGAGCUUAUAAGACACUCUUCACGAAACAUAGAAAGAAGCUUCAAGCACGAGAUCAUAGCGAGAAGCAGAGCAGGCAGAAUAAAGUCUCUCAGGGAGGUAGCAAUGCUUGUGGAAGUGAGAUUGAAGGGCUUGGUAAAGGCAUUGAGGAACUGAAUGAAGAAUUUGUUGGGAGAGUUCAUGAUGGAUCUUUGGUGGGAUCUGAUUCCAGUGUAAAUAAAUUAACAAAAGAAACAUGGGAAGAUAAUCCUGGAGUGGAUUUGUCCCAUUCAAGCCCUAGGCCUAGCUGCUUGGAGGAAGCUUCUGAGUUCAAAGAUGGUGAUGGCUUAGAAAUUCGUGAUCAACACCCACUGUCAUCAUCUUAUAAUGCCAUGAUGGAAGAGCUCAAUGAUGCACCUGAAAGGGUACAUGUAGAAUGCUCUGCAAUGGAAAAGUUGACGAUGCCAGAGUUGACAUGUUCUAUGUUCAAUGAAAGGUUACAUGAUGUCUACAUUGCCUCAAAAAUUGGUCACAGGGUCAUACCUUCAAAGAGGAAAAGGAACGUGGCAGACGGGGAUUCUGAUUCUCCAGUUAAUGCAAGUAAAGAUGUCUGCACCUUGACUGCUGAUGCUGUCUCUUCGUUGCCAUCUGGGUCCACAGAAGAUGUUUCUGUUGAGACGUGCGGUGCAUGUUUUAAGCGACGAAGGGUAGAAAAUGAUCUGAUGAAUCUGGAGUUUUGCUCUUGCAGCACAAAAUUAAAUCAGGAGUUAUGUGGUGCCUCUGUAACUGAGUUGCAUCCGGAUAGAGGAGAACUCAUAGCUGAUAGUACCAUGGGAGUUCCUGAAAACCUUAACACUUGUACGCAGCAAAAGGAGUUUUCUGCAGAUCUUCAAACAAAUGGCAACCAAAAUACAUGCCUCAUCUGUUCUCUUGGUGGGAAGCUCCUGGUCUGUGACGGAAGAGGAUGCAAGGGAAGUUACCACCUUUCUUGUCUAGAUCCUCCUAUGGAUGCUGUUCCUCUUGGAGUUUGGCACUGUUCCAUGUGUGUUAGGAAAAAGAUAGAUUCUGGUAUAUAUUCGGUGUCAGAGGGAAUUGAGUCAAUCUGGGAUGCUAGAGAGGUGGAGGUAUCUGAUGUUGAUGGAUUGUUAAAGAGGAAGGAGUUUUUUGUUAAAUACAAAGGUCUUGCUCAUAUUCACAAUCAAUGGGUACCAGAAAGUAAAGUGCUUCUUGAAGCUCCUACCCUUGUGGGAAAAUUCAACCGAAAUAACCAGGUGACAAGGUGGAAGAAAAAGUGGACUGUUCCACGUCGCUUGCUACAAAAAAGAUUGUUAAUGUCUCCCAAGCAGCGUGACAACUAUCUUAGGGAGCAUACUGGUGAUAACUUAUUUUGCCAUUAUGUAUGGCUUGUGAAAUGGCAUGGUCUUGAUUAUGAUGAUGCUACUUGGGAGUUAGAGAAUGCUGCAUUCUUGAAUUCACCUGAGGGUCAGGGCCUUAUAAGCGUUUAUGAAAACCGUCGUCAGAGGGCAAAGAAGGCUUCUAUUUCCCCUGAAACGGAUAAGAUACUUGAGGGUAAAAAAUGUUCAUCGGUUAAAUUAUUCCAACUGCCAGCUGGAGAAAUAUCUGGAUUUGAUAAUACUUGUCUAGACAACAUUAACAAGCUACGCGAGCUCUGGCACAAGGGGGAGAAUGCUGUUGUUUAUGAUCAGGAACGAAUCGCAAGGGUGGUUGCAUUUAUUCUAUCUUUGCACUCUGAUGCCCAUCGACCAUUUCUCAUCAUCUCAACUCCUCCUACACUUUGUUGUUGGGAUAAUGAGUUCUUCCAUUUGGCACCAUCUAUCGAUGUUGUGGUUUACAGUGGAAAUAAAGAUUUACGGAGAAGUAUUAGGACAAUAGAGUUUGAUGAGGCUGGUGGUUGUAUGAUGUUUCAAGUACUUGUUACCUCACCAGAGGCUAUUAUUGAGGACAAAAAUGUGUUCGAGUGCAUACGAUGGGAAACUAUCAUAAUUGAUGAGUGCCAGCGCCCUACAAUCUCUAAACAGCUGGUGCAGAUUAAGAUGCUACGUACUCAUAAUUGGCUUCUCCUUGUCAAUGGAAUAUUUAAGGAGAGUAGUGCUGCUGAGUACCUUAGCUUGCUGUCUGUCCUUGACUCUCACGGCAAUUCACAAAACGGUGAUCAUUUGCUAACCAGUUCUGGUGAUAUUAUUGGUAAACUAAAAGAGAGGUUCUCAAGGUAUAUUGCAUAUGGAGAUAUUAUUGGUAAACCCAAACCUGACUCUUCCAGGUUUAUUGAGUACUGGGUUCCUGUACGUAUAUCAACCGUCCAGCUAGAGCAAUAUUGCGAAAAUCUACUGUCGAACUCCACGUUGAUUCUCUCAUCAGCAAAAAAAGAUCGUGUUGGAGCACUUGGAGGACUCCAUGAUACAGUUCUAUCUGCCCGGAAGUGCUGUGAUCAUCCCUACACUGUGCAUCCACCCUUGCAAACCUUGCUUACUAAAGACCUUCAAGCAGUUGAGUAUUUGGAUGUAGGAGUCAAAGCAAGUGGCAAGCUUCGGCUUCUUGACAUGAUGCUUAAAGAGAUAAAGAAUCGAAGUUUAAGAGUACUCAUCCUUUUCCAGUCAAUCAGUGGUUCAGGAAGUUCUUAUUCUCUUGGAGAUAUUUUGGAUGAUUUCCUGCGUCAAGGGUAUGGUGAAAAUUCCUAUGAACGCAUUGAGUUUGGUGUUCUCCGUUCUAAGAAAGAUGUUGCCAUGAACAUGUUCAACAAUAAGGAGAAUGGUAGAUUUGUGUUCUUAUUGGAGGCUCAUGCCUGUCUUCCCAGCAUCAAACUGUCAUCGGUUGAUACUGUAAUCAUAUUUGGUAGUGACUGGAAUCCACAUAAUGAUAUAAGAGCCCUGCAAAAAAUAUCACUUGAUUCACAAUUUGAGGAAAUAAAAGUAUUUCGUCUAUAUUCAACGUGUACCGUGGAGGAGAAACUUCUAGUUCGUGCAAAGCAGGGGAAGAUUCAUGAUAGCAAUAUACAGAAUAUAAGCAGUAGUAUACUUCUGUGGGGGGCUCCUUACCAAUUUGAUAAAUUAGAUGAGUUCCACUGCUGCAACACCACAGCCUCCACUGCAAAUAUCUUGCCUGAGGAAUCACUUCUGAAUGAUGUCAUCCGGGAGUUCUUGUCCGUACUUCCUCAGGAUGGCAACAACAAUGUCUUAUGCGAUUUCUCUAUCAUUUCAAAAGUUCAACAAAAUGGAGGAACUUACAGUGCAGAGGUUCCAUUGCUUAAUGAGCUGAAAAGUCAACAUACUGGUGAAGGGCAGCCCCUUAAUUUUUGGACAAAACUGUUGGUAGGAAAGCAUCCUCCGUGGAAAUAUUGUUCUGGUUUGUCUCAGAGGAACCGGAAACGGGCACAACAUCUUGAUGAGUUAUCAAAGAAACCAGAAGUUGGUAGUGAUGAAGUUGUAAAAAAGCGCAAGAAGGUGGUAAAUGGUAAUGACAAUGCACCCUAUCCAAAGCCGGGAUCAGAGGGGAAAUCAGUUCCUGGAUGCAAGGAAGUAUUGUCUGUGGAUAUAAAUGUCUUAGAAAAUCCAGAAAGUAGCAUGUUUGAGUCUGAGGAGAGAAGAAAAUUACGUGAUGCCCAGAAGAGUCUUCAUCAACUUUUGAAGCCAGAGAUAUUAAAACUAUGUGGAAUCCUAGAAGUCUCUGAUGCUGUCAAGGUCAUGGUCGAAAAGUUUCUUCAAUAUGUAAUGAGUAAUCACCAUGUUAAUAGAGAACCAGUGACAAUACUGCAGGCAUUUCAGAUAUCUCUGUGCUGGACUGCAGCUUCAUUUCUGAAGCAGAAAGUCGACCACAAAGAAUCUAUUCAACUUGCAAAGAAGCAUCUUAACUUCAAUUGCAAAAAGGAAGAGGCUGACUAUGUUUAUUCAAUGCUGCGGUGCCUGAAAAAAACAUUUUUAUACCAUACAGGGAUUUUUAAGGCUGCAGAAUCUCCAAAGUUAGCUAAAUUAUCAACUAAAGAUGUUUUGAAGAAUUCACAUCCAAAGGUUUCACGGUCAACAACUUCUAACUUUCAGCAGGUCAAAUCAGAUGUUAAAGACUUGUCACUGAAGCAAGAAAAAUUAGCACAAAAAGAUGUCUCAAAAAGUAUUAAAGAUAUUCAGAAAAAGAUCCAGAAGCAAAUGACAAAACUUAAUGAGAAGCAAAUCAAAGAGAGAAGUGAAGUUUUGAGAACUUGCCAGGAAGAAAAGGCGCAUCUAGAAGCAGAAUCAGUUGUUAUUCGGUCUUGUUUCCUAAAUAAUACAUCAAUGAGAACAGAAAAGCUAAAGAUGUUGGAAAAGAAAAUUGAAGAAAAUAAAAACCAGACCAACCUAUGUCUUAAGAGUCUUGAGGCAUCGCAGCAGGAAGCACAGGAUAAGUUGAAGGAGAUGGGGAAACGAUGGGUAGAGGAAGUGCAGUCCUGGGCUCGUGUUGAAUUGUUAAAUAGAUCACCUUCAAAUACACCUGAGCCUUGGUUGGAAUGCUCAAGGACAAGUGAAUGUCUUAGAAUUAGUGAAGGUUGCAAAGAUUUUGCCACUUUAAGAGAUCAUGAUAUUGGUUGUGUUGUGCAUAGUAUGACAGGAGGAGUGACAGCACUGUCUCAAACUCCAGAUAGUGGUCCAGAUGAAGCUGAAACAUGUAGUGGUCCCAUUAGAACAGAGAUGACCACAGCUAGGCCACUUGGUGCAAAUGGUGCAUUAAAUAGAACUUCUGGUGAUGAUCAAGAGAACACUGCAUCUGUGAAUCCUUGUCCCAAAGCCGGAAUUACUGAUUGUGCCAAUGGGGAUUUUCUGCUUGAAGUUCAAGAAGUUGCCUGCUCUGAUUCACAGAAAGUUGUCACCUCCGGUCUUCCUUCGUUUGACGAAUGGAACCACAAUGCUGACACAUUACCCAUUUCUGAUGGGGAGGUCAGAGUGGAAGUUCCCGAAACUCUCUGUUCAACUGAUGGUCAACACGGUUCCCAUCCCUUGAAUCUGUCUUCUGUGCAACAGAAUCCUGAUGGGGCUACAUUAAGCGUGCCUGACAGAGAGGCUCCAGUGGGAUUGCAUGAGACUGUCAGUUCUCUUCGUGGUUUGCAAAAUGUUGUUUCUGUUAGGGCACCUUCGUCUGAACAAAUCCAUGUAGCGAAGGGAGCUAUGCCAGAUAAAGAGGUCGAAUUAGGAGUGCUUGAGACCGUCAGUCCCAAUGAUGAACUAGAGAAUCUUGUCUCUGUCGAUCCACCAUAGGAAGAACAAACCCCUGAGACUGUCAGUUCCAGUCAUGAUUUGCAUAACGUUGUCUCUGUGAGUCCACCUUCAUCAGAAGAAGAAAUCCAUGUAAUGAAGGUAACCACACCAGAUAAAGAGGUCGAACUGGGAGUGCU
Prunus avium (sweet cherry) is the source of this 6157-nucleotide messenger RNA. RefSeq lists its product as uncharacterized. Gene Ontology annotation, biological process: heterochromatin formation. Gene Ontology annotation, molecular function: ATP binding. The record is from RefSeq and is a predicted model, not a curated record. Lineage: Eukaryota; Viridiplantae; Streptophyta; Magnoliopsida; Rosales; Rosaceae.